This is a messenger RNA of Moneuplotes crassus, 1695 nucleotides long. NCBI's taxonomy places the organism in Eukaryota, Ciliophora, Spirotrichea, Euplotida, Euplotidae. The record is from the annotation of a GenBank genome assembly.
UUAUAAAAUAAUUUGAUUGAAAGAUCACAAUGGAAAGUGCUAUCGUGAACUCUGAGAAGCAAAGUAUGGGAGAAUAUGACUCCAUCCCAUCAAAUUCAUACAACAGUAUUGAGACUAAACGGGAGAGAAGGUCUAAGAGACACAGAAAGGUUGAAAAAUUAGGAGAAAGUGAGGAAUAUGACCAAUCCUUGCUCAAGAGGAGGAAAAAGAAACUACAAAGCAAGGGAGGCAUCCUUUCUAUCCCUAAAAAGUCCCUCACAGCUUAUGCGAUCUUUGUGAAACAGAAAAGACGUGAAUUAAUGGACUGAGAUGAUUUUAACUCCAAAUCUCCUGAUAUGAUGAAGCAACUUGGAAAAAUUUGGAGCAGUCUCUCUCCUGAAGAGAAGAAAGUAUAUGAAGAUGUAGCUAAAUAAGGACAAAGAAAGGUACAAUGAGGAAAUCAAAAACCUCACUAAGGACGGCCAAUCUCUGGAGCAGUUACAGGCUGUCCAGGCCAAAAAGCCCAAAAAGUGACUCUCAGCUUAUAUGAUUUUUGUCAAAGAGAGAAGAAGGAAAAUUUCUGAAUCAAAUCCAAACAUGCCUGUCCUCCAGAUUAUGAAAGAGGUCGGCAAAGAGUGGAAGAAAAUUGGGUCCAAAUCUAAACGGUAUGAGCAACUAGCAGAACUUGAUAAGGUCAGGUAUAAGGAAGAAUACAAAGAGUUCCAAAAAGAGGUGGAGAAGUUGCAAUUUGGAGUCUCUGAUAAACCUAAAAAUAAUCCUAAAAAUCAUAAGCAAGAGAGUAAACCAGCAAAGGUGAAGAAGGCAAAGAAGCAAAAUUUAAAGCGUAAGGCUGUGAUUGAGGAGUCUGUAAAUGUUGAAACUUCAGAGUCCAAGGCUAAGAAGAACUCCGAUAUAGAGAAAAAUGAAAGUAUCAACACCGUGGAUACCAACUCAAGAAAAACUAAUUCUAAGCUGACUCGGUCUAAAAGGAGGCAGGAUAAGCUUCAUUCGGAUGCAACUGCUGUCAGCCAGGAUUUGAAGGUAUACAAGAAUAUUGACAAGCCAGAUAAGUUGCCUAAUAAUGAAAACGUUGUUGAAAAAGCGGUCGUCUUGGAAGGUUCACCGGAAUCUAUUAAUAUAGAACCCCAAGGUGGUGUGAAGACCCAAGAAAAUAUUAAUCACGAAUUUUCUUUUCCAGUAAGGAAUCAUCAGCCCAAGGAAAAAUACGAAAUGAAGAUAAGUUCUUAUCCUACCCAAUCUACACCAAAGAAAAAUGUGAUUUUAAAGCCAAACCAAGUUUUAGCAAAGAUUCAGAGUCCGAUUGCUCAAAAUUCCAAUAAAGCAGGAGUAAUAUUGGCAAACUCUCCCAUAAAAUCGCCUGAAAACUCAUAUUACAACCUUUUUCCAAAUAAAAUGAAUCCUCCGCACGUAAGCAAGAAGAAGAGGAACAGGAGGUUAUCCUCGAUUGUAGGGAUUCCCACCAACAUGUAUAACCAAGAAUACGAGGUAGAGCGCUUAUUCGAAGAUCCUAAUAUGGGUUUACCGAACCAAGACAGCUGUGGUAAGGGAAAGUUCAACUUCUUCCCCUCUGAUUUAAACAGGAAGGCAUAGAUAUUUCCCUACUUCUAGCCUUGAAGGACCCAACAGCAAGACUGUAAUAUACUAAGCUUGUAAGCAUUUCACAAAUUGAGUUAUGAAUCAUUUUGAGUCAUAUUC